Nestor notabilis (Kea) is the source of this 2250-nucleotide messenger RNA. RefSeq names its product inositol polyphosphate-5-phosphatase, 72 kDa (gene INPP5E). The record is from RefSeq and is a predicted model, not a curated record. The transcript is spliced from 10 exons. Lineage: Eukaryota; Metazoa; Chordata; Aves; Psittaciformes; Psittacidae. Gene Ontology annotation, biological process: phosphatidylinositol dephosphorylation. Gene Ontology annotation, molecular function: inositol-polyphosphate 5-phosphatase activity. Bases 1 to 1959 code for a protein of 652 amino acids.
AUGAGUACUCCAAAUGGAUUUCCACAGCACCCAGGGGCAUGUGUUACCCGGGGCACGGAGGGUGGAGCAGUGCAGGACCUACACGCUAAAAAAGCUGGAAAAGCAGCAAAGAAGGAGGCUGGUGGCAGUGGGGUGCUUACCUUUGAAGAUGCUCCAAGUGCAGGCAUUGCUUUAAGUGAAACCUUAAAGCUUCUGCCAGAUGACCUCAAAGCUAACAUGAGAAUGAAGCCACUCACUCCAAGGCCUCCUCAGAAGCCCCGGCUGGAGCGUGCUGCAUCUCUGGAUGAGAAAAGCUGGAGGAGGUGGAGGCGGUUUCGAACAAGCCAGGAAAGUCUGACUGACCCCAACGAGACGAGCUCCUCCAACGGCUCCCUGCAGGAAGCGUCCCUCAGCCCUCUUGCCAGGGGCAGGGGGCGGCACAACUCCUUGCGCAGUUCACCGGAUGCCUCGGAAGCCAGUGCGGUGGGGAAGAGCAGAGGGAGCACCUCCGACCUGGGGAAACGAGCCUCUGAGCUCUCCAGUGCCUUCGGUGGGCUUCUGCGGGGGAAGGCGUUCACAGGCAGCAAGCCCCGGCUGUCCCAGGUAAUGCCGGCGCGACCUCUGCCGCCCCUGGAGCUCAGCGCGGCCUCUCACUCGCUGAGGACAGCAAACAGGAUUGACUCGGAUUGCCUGGAUUACCGACAUUAUUCCCAGCACAGGUUUGGGAGGGUGAGCAGCAGCUUGAGCGAUACCAGGCUACACGGCAAUGGGAUGGUCUACGAUAACUGCUCCACAGAUUCCAUGAAGUCUACGUUCAGCCUGCUCACUCCCAUCCGCUCCAAGGAUGUCCGCAGCAGAAGCUAUCUGGAAGGCAGCCUUCUGGCAAAUGGUGCCUUACUGGGAGCAGAAGAGCUUAGCAGGUAUUUCCCUGACCGCAAUAUUGGAAUCUUUGUGGCCACCUGGAACAUGCAGGGUCAGAAGGAACUUCCAUUGAAUCUGGAUGACUUCUUAUUACCAACAGAUCCUGACUAUGCCCAGGACAUGUAUGUCAUUGGGGUUCAAGAAGGCUGUCCAGACAGAAGAGAGUGGGAGAUCCGCCUGCAAGAGACACUGGGCCCCCACUACGUCAUGCUCUACUCAGCUGCUCAUGGGGUGCUGUACAUGUCGGUCUUCAUUCGGAGGGACCUGAUCUGGUUCUGCUCAGAAGUGGAGUAUGCCACGGUGACAACUCGAAUCGUAUCGCAGAUCAAAACCAAGGGGGCCCUGGGAAUCUCCUUCACGUUUUUUGGGACCUCCUUUCUCUUCAUCACCUCCCACUUCACGUCUGGGGACAGCAAGGUGAAUGAGAGGAAACUGGACUACAACAAAACCAUUCAGAGCCUUACGCUUCCCAAGAAUGUUCCGGACACAAACCCGUAUCGAUCCAGUUCUGGGGAUGUCACAACACGGUUUGAUGAAGUGUUCUGGUUUGGUGACUUCAACUUCCGACUAAAUAAGGAUCGGGAGACUGUGGAUUCCAUCCUGAACCAGAACCCCGAAACAGACGUGUCCAAGCUCCUGGCAUACGACCAGCUUACCAGUGAAAUGAGCAGGGGGUCUAUUUUCAAAGGAUUCCAGGAGGCAGACAUUCGUUUCCGCCCUUCCUACAAGUUUGACAUAGGAAAGGACAGCUACGACACCACUUCCAAGCAAAGGACUCCUUCCUACACGGACCGAGUUGUAUUCCGCAGCCGGUACAGGGAUGACAUCCAUGCUGUCAAGUACUCCUCGUGUCCUGUGAUCAAAACUUCAGACCAUCGGCCUGUGUUUGCCUUGUUUCGUGUGAAAGUGAGGCCUGGCAGAGACAACAUUCCACUGGCUGCAGGGCAGUUCGACAGAGAACUCUAUUUAAUCGGAAUAAAGAGACGGAUUACGAGGGAACUUCAGAAACGGAAAGAGCAAAAGGACCAAAAAUCCAGCAGCAUAUGUAGCAUUUCCUGAGCUCAGAACUCUGUGUUAGAGGUGCCCGGAAAGAGGAUUUCAGUCCACGGCAACUCUGCAGGGAAUUGUCUGCCUAAGCACCUCUGGCAGCCACUGUGGCUCCUGAAGAAUGUCUUAAACCUCAUCCUGGAUUCAUUUGCAUGAGCUAAUCCAUGUAGCUCAGUGCUUUUGCUGAAGAAAAUGGAGUCAGUUAUGUAGGCCAUCCAUCCCAGCAGAUGUAAUUGAUUUCAUUUUAUCCAUACUAUCUUUGGAAGCAACCGGGUGCAGCCUCUUGGUUCUAAGAUGACUCCA